AUGUCUUCUCGACAAACUCCUGCCUCUCACCUGGCCCAGGAUGGCCCUUCGACUGAGAGCAUUCUCGCGAUGCUCCGAACCCCUAGAGAUGAGGUCUACACCCUCAGCCAGGACGGAAACACCUACAUUCGCCCCCAGUGCCUGAGAGACACCCCCGUCGCCAAGCUGACCGAGAACAGCCCCUACUGGAGAAGCACCUGGCACUCUCUGGAUGAGUACCUGGCCCAGGAAGAAGAGGAGGAGCGCCUCAAGAAGGAGACUGGCGCACGUCUCAAGCUUGACCCUUCCAACAAGUCCGUCGCCGCCGCUCACAAGCUUCACCAGGACAACGUCAGCAAGCACCGCCGCAUUCGUGACAUCUUUGGUCCUAACACUCGAUACCACCCCAACCAGCUCGUGGCCAAGCACCACCUCCCCGAUGAUGGCCUCUGCCAGAAGGAGAUCAUGUACCGUCUAGCCUGCAAGAUCUCGGACCUCCGCGUGCUCCACGAGAAGAACGAGCUGGCCAUGGACCCAUGGGACUUUAUGCGCUGGAGAAUCUCCAAGAAGAUUCUCUCCUUCAUCCCCUUCCCUGGAAGUUCUGCACGAGACAACAUUCGAACCAUUGUGUACAAGAUCUGUGAGGACUGCGGAUCUUCCCCCAACAUGAAGCAGUACGAGGACGUCCUCCUGCGUGCCGCCAUCCUUCGAUCUGCGAAUUACCAGAACAGAAUCGCGAGCUUCACCACAAAGGGUGACAAGAUCAAGGCGGGCAGUUCUGGAAGCGCUCAGCCUCGCUCCCGUGUUGCUUCUGGUGGCCGACCUCGAACUGGGAGCUUCUCAAGCGUUGUCUCCAACACCUCUUCGCGACCUCGGACUGGGAGCUUUUCCAAUGCUGCUUCCAACACGUCCUCGCGACCUACUCUGCCUCCUCCUCGAGUUGACAAGCACCGCCCUCAACCUAGCGCGUACAUGGGCAUCAACGCUUGGAGAGAGCAGAAGAGACGCCAAGAGGCUGAGAAGAACAAGGAGUCCAACCAGGACUCCAACAAGGAGUCUGAGAAGUAG
This is a messenger RNA of Fusarium vanettenii 77-13-4, 1047 nucleotides long. RefSeq lists its product as uncharacterized. NCBI's taxonomy places the organism in Eukaryota, Fungi, Ascomycota, Sordariomycetes, Hypocreales, Nectriaceae. Bases 1 to 1047 code for a protein of 348 amino acids. The record is from RefSeq and is a predicted model, not a curated record. The transcript has a single exon.